CUCGUUCUUUUCAGUUCUCUCCCAUUCGCUUGUCUUCUCUUCUCCUUUCUUGUUUUCUGUUUUCCUGUCUUCUUCUCUUUUCUCAUGUCAUCUUGUCUUUUCUGAUGAUACGAGUGUUUUGUGGCGGUCAGGUGAUGGUGUCAGGAUGUCGGAUGGCAGGCAGCGAGCCAUGUCGGCAUCGGGCGAGUCUCUGUACGUGCUCCUGGGUCUGGAACCGGGAUGCAGCCACGAUGACGUAAGGAAGUCGUACAGGAAGCUCGCGCUCCGUUACCAUCCGGACAAGAACCCGGACAACCCAGAGGCGGUGGAGAAGUUCAAGGAGGUGAACGCGGCUCACGCCAUCCUGUCCGACCACGGCAAGAGGAACAUCUACGAUGCUUACGGUUCCCUGGGGCUCUAUGUGGCUCAGCAGUUCGGAGAAGACAAUGUCAAUGCCUACUUCAUGCUCACCACCUGGUGGGCCAAAGGUUUGUUUGUGCUCUGCGGGAUCCUGACUGGAUUUUAUUGCUGCUGCUGUUUGUGCUGCUGCUGCGACUGCUGCUGCGGGCGCCUCAAGACCACGCCCCCCGCUGAUGAGGAGGUGGAGACAACCUAUGGCAACCUCCAGGAGGAGGAGGAGGAGCUACAACAUCUGUCCAAUGACGUGAAUGCACCUGUCGUUCAGCAGCCGACCGAUGCUAGCGAGAAAACGCAACUCAUCUCAGAUGGGCGCCGCAGAUAUGGAGACACCUACACAUGAUAAUGUCAUCAACAUGUCUGUCACCAUGACAACUGUCACCAACUCAGCUGCUUCUUCUAUAUUGGGAAUCCCGUAUUUAAUGGCCUUUAUAGAAAUUUGGCCGAUUUCUAAGCGUAUGGUGGACCUGGAUAGGUCGUCUACGUUUUCACUGAUAGUCGUUAGGGAAUAGGGAAUGGGUAAAUUAUUCCUUUAUUUAUAUUUCCGGACUCCCCCAACACUAUUUACAGUGAUUUUCAGUGGAUUAACUAUCUUAGUCCACCAUUUUAGAAUUCCACAAUUGUGCUUAGCGAGUCGGAAAUGAGUCAACCCAGCCUUUAUGUUUUUUUUCCCUUUUGCUCACGAGAAUUUGGUUUCAAUGU
Hippocampus zosterae (dwarf seahorse) is the source of this 1098-nucleotide messenger RNA. RefSeq names its product dnaJ homolog subfamily C member 5-like. NCBI's taxonomy places the organism in Eukaryota, Metazoa, Chordata, Actinopteri, Syngnathiformes, Syngnathidae. Bases 146 to 739 code for a protein of 197 amino acids. The transcript has 4 exons. The record is from RefSeq and is a predicted model, not a curated record.